AUGGAGCGCGUCCACGCGGAAGGAACCAUCCAGAAAAACGUCGUCGACGCGCUCACAGCGGCCGUGAAGCAGCGAACAGCCGAAUGCACGGAGCGAGAACGGCAAUUAGACGAAUUAGCUGCGCAGAAAGACUCGCUGGAGAAGCGAAUUCAGCUCUCGCAGGAAGAAGAAGAGAAAAGGAAAGUGGUGAUGGAGAGCCAGACUCUUUCGAUCCAGGCACUCUCGAAAAGCUUGGCGGACGAAAAGGAAAAGCGCGAGCAAAGCGAAGCUGCGUUGGAGGAUUCCAAAAAACGGGAGGAUUUUUUGCGUUCUGGAAUGGCAGCGAUGCAGGCGUCGAUCGAGCAGAUUGAGGUGAUGCUGAACCGGAAUCGCGCGGAAUGGCAGGAAAUGGGGGAAAUGAACGCGAAGGGAAAGAAGACAGAUUCGGUUUUUCAGAAGGCAUUGUCGAUGAAUCAGCUGAAGGAGGAGAAUCGAAAGCUAACUGCAAAACUGGAGAUUGCAAAGAAGCGAAUGACGAACUAUGGGUUAUCGACUGGAGACAUUGACGUGCAUUCGGAAGAGCUGUCCUUUUACAAUCGCAUUUCUGGAUAUAUCGAGGAAUUGAAGAAGAUUUGUAGUCUAUUGUAG
Molecule: messenger RNA, 627 nt
Organism: Blastocystis hominis
Lineage: Eukaryota; Bigyra; Opalinata; Blastocystidae
Exons: 3
Coding region: 1-627 (208 amino acids)
Source: RefSeq, a predicted model, not a curated record